Molecule: messenger RNA, 1880 nt
Organism: Daucus carota subsp. sativus
Lineage: Eukaryota; Viridiplantae; Streptophyta; Magnoliopsida; Apiales; Apiaceae
Product: monofunctional riboflavin biosynthesis protein RIBA 3, chloroplastic
Exons: 6
Coding region: 119-1672 (517 amino acids)
Biological process (GO): riboflavin biosynthetic process
Cellular component (GO): cytosol
Molecular function (GO): GTP cyclohydrolase II activity; 3,4-dihydroxy-2-butanone-4-phosphate synthase activity
Source: RefSeq, a predicted model, not a curated record
AUCCAAAACAAGAGGUUCCCUUUUUUUCUUGAAAGGCCAUGUUACUUGCAAAACCAAGAAACCUUUCUAAAUGGUAAAAGACAAAGCAAUCCAAACUCUGUUCUAAACAACUUUGUGCAUGGAUUCUCUUUAUCUUCAGCACUCAUUAUUUCCUCAUAAUUUUUGUAUGAUCAGGGUUAAGCAAGCGCAUAAUGGUACUAGAAUUGGAGUUUACAGGAACAUGGCCACUAGUUUCAGUUGUUGUGCAGUUGGAGUGUCUGAAAACAGUCCUCUCAAAGGCACUGAAAAUGGCUCAGUUUUCGACGACUCAGCUGGUUCUGUAACAACUUUUGGGACAUUACUGGAUGCUGAGAUCACCCCGGAAACCAUUGAUUUUUUUGUUAGUGAUGCUCAUGGUGAUCCUGAUUGUCCUUCUCAAGGCUUCUCUUCUGUUGAACAGGCUCUUUCUUCGUUGCGUCAGGGAAAGUUUGUGAUAGUUGUGCGCGAUGAAAAUGAGGAAGCUGAAGGAAGCCUUGUGAUGGCAGCAUCCCAAGCAAGUCCAAAAAAUGUGGCUUUUAUGGUUAAACAUGGUUCAGGAAUUGUAUCGGUUGGAAUGAAAGGCGAGGAUUUAGAGCGACUAAACAUCCCUCUAAUGUCACCUGAAAAUGAAGAUGAUGUUUCUGCUCCCUUCUUCACAGUCUCAGUGGAUGCAAAAUAUGGCACGUCAAGUGGAGUAUCUGCUUCAGACAGAGCAAAAACAAUUUUAAGAAUCUCAUCUCCUGAUUCGAGAGCUGAGGAUUUUAGAAGGCCGGGUCUCGUGUUUCCUCUUAAAUACAGAAAUGGUGGGGUUCUUACAAGAGCUGGUCACACUGAGGCCUCAGUAGAUCUAGUCAUGCUGGCUGGGCUGCAUUCAGUUUCUGUACUUUCAGAUAUUGUUGAUGCCGAGGAUGGAUCUGUGUCUUCUUUGACAAAUUUACGGAAGUUAGCAUCAGAGCACAGCAUACCAAUUGUCACAAUCAGUGAUUUAAUCAGGUAUAGAAGAAAGAGGGAAAAACUAGUUGAAAGAACUUCUGUUUCAAGUUUGCCAACUAAAUGGGGUUUAUUUGAAGCAUACGCCUAUCGUUCAAAGCUAGAUGGGAUAGAACAUAUCGUUCUUGUGAAGGGGAACAUUGACAAUGGACAAGACGUUCUCGUCAGAGUUCACUCAGAAUGCUUGACCGGUGAUAUAUUUGGUUCGGCUAGGUGUGAUUGUGGAAACCAGUUAGACUUGGCAAUGCAAAUUAUAGAGCAGGCAGGGAGAGGAGUUGUUGUCUAUCUACGAGGGCAUGAAGGGCGAGGAAUUGGCCUUGGUCACAAACUUGAGGCAUACAAUUUGCAAGAUCAAGGUCAUGAUACUGUUGAGGCUAAUCUAGAGCUUGGAUUUGCAGCUGAUGCGCGUGACUAUGGAAUUGGGGCUCAGAUGCUAAGGGAUAUAGGUGUUCAUACCAUGCGCCUAAUGACUAACAAUCCAGCAAAGUUUACUGGUCUGAAAGGCUAUGGUUUGGCGGCUGUUGGGCGUGUUCCAGUCAUGACACCUAUUACAGAAGAAAACAAGAGGUAUUUGGAAACAAAGCGAACAAAGAUGGGGCAUAUAUAUGGAUCUGAUAUCCAAGGACCACUAAUAAGUCGAGAUAAAAAUGAUAUAAAGGGAUGACCAAAUGCUGAAUGAUACUUGGUGAGGAAAGUUAGAUGUUCCUUGUUCUCCAUGAACAGCUUCAAGUCAUGUGCUUGUUUGUCAUAUUUUUUCAUUGUUUAAAAUUUUUACAAAAUUGCAGGUACAGAAAGCAAUUGUCUGAAGAACUUACUGUACAUAGAAAACCUUCAAUUUGACAUGUAUACAUACAAAAAGGGGUUUCCUUUUC